GUUCUUCACUUGCUGGGUGACAGUGACUCAGUCACACUUAUUCAUUUAGAUGUUGCUCCUCUCUAGUGUGUGAUCAGUUUACCAAAUAUAAACAAAUGCCGGCAUUUCUUGAUUUUAACUGCAGCAAAACCAUCGACUGCAAACAGGGAGCAGUGAGAGCAGUUCGUUAUAAUGUGGAUGGCACUUACUGCAUGAGCUGCGGAUCGGAUAAAAAGGUAAAACUAUGGAAUCCAGCGUCGGGAUUAUUGCUCAAAACCUACGGAGGUCAUGCCGAUGAAGUAACUGAUGCCGCUGGCAGCUGUGACAGUAGUUACAUAGUCUCUGCCAGCCUGGACAAGAGUAUUAUCUAUUGGGAUGUUUCAACAGGAACACCUGUGCGUCGACUGCGCAGUCAUGCUGGAGGUGUGCGAUGUGUUUGCUUUAAUGAGGACUCCUCCAUAGCGAUUUCCGGUGGCCGUGACAAUGCCGUCAUGUGCUGGGACAUACGCACCCGACGCCUCGAUCCUGUGCAGGUGAUGAAGGAGGCAAGGGAUUGCAUAACGACGGUGCUGACCAACGAGCACAAGAUCUAUGCCGCCUCCCUGGACGGCUGUGUGCGGCACUACGACAUACGGGUUGGCGAACUGACCUGCGAUAAGAUUGGGCAACCGGUUACGUAUCUGGCGCAGACACGGGAUGAACAGUGUCUGGUUGCUGGCUGCCAGGACAGCGUGGUCCGCUUGCUAGACUGCGAGACGGGGGGACUUUUGGCCGAAUACAAGGGCCAUCAGGCCGAUGACUAUCACAUCGAGAGCGGCAUUUUGGCCAACGAUGCUCACAUUGUGGCCGGCUCCAGUGAAGGCUAUGCCUACAUCUGGGAUCUAUUGGAGACAAAAGUCCUGCAGCGCAUUCGCAUAAGUGACAAUGGUGGUGUAGUCCACUCCCUGGCCACGCAUCCGAAGCGACAGGAGCUGCUGUUUGCCAGGCGCAGGGACAUGUAUGUCUUCACAACGGAUGUGCAAAUCGAGGAGGAGCAACUGUAGCUUUAUUAACAUAAUUCGGUUAAAAUACUAUUUAGUUUUAAGUACCAUAUUAAAUAAUGAAAUUAUUUUUAUAUAUUGCUAGUAGAGAUGUAAAAAUGUAUGGAAAAAUCGA
Drosophila innubila is the source of this 1134-nucleotide messenger RNA. Its product is annotated as WD repeat domain-containing protein 83. Gene Ontology annotation, biological process: intein-mediated protein splicing; mRNA splicing, via spliceosome. The coding region runs from base 96 to 1022 and encodes 308 amino acids. Lineage: Eukaryota; Metazoa; Arthropoda; Insecta; Diptera; Drosophilidae. Gene Ontology annotation, cellular component: catalytic step 2 spliceosome. The record is from RefSeq and is a predicted model, not a curated record. Gene Ontology annotation, molecular function: protein binding. The transcript has 4 exons.